AUGGCGGAAGCUUUCGCAACCGACAUUGCAAAAUCCCUUUUACGGAAGCUAGUCUCUUUUGCAGUCCAAGAAUUUUGUUUGGCGUGGGGACUUGAAGGUGACCUUGCACGUCUUGAAGAGAGAUUGUCAGCAAUCAAUGCAGUUCUGUCAGAUGCCGAGAGGCAACAGUCACAAAAUGACAGGAUUCGGCUUUGGCUCCAGAAGCUCAAAGAAGUCUUUGAACAGACUAUUGAUCAUAGUAAUGUCUUGCAUGAGGAAACAGAGAGGAGACAAUCCUUUGAGAGCUUUUCCGGUCUUAUCGGAAGAGACAAAGACAAAGAACACAUCAUCAGCCUUCUAGUAGAACCUUUUGAGGUUGAUGGUGCACAUCCAUUUGUCGUUCCGAUAGUUGGAAUGGGUGGUUUGGGGAAGACUGCUUUGGCGAAAACAGUGUGUGAUGAAAGUGCUCAUUUUGAACUGAAAAUGAUGGCAUGUGUUUCAGAUGGUUUUACUCUAAAACAAGUGAUUUCAAAAAUUAUUAAAUCUGCAACUGGAGAAAAAUGUACUGAUUUGGAUGAGAGCGAACUAAAAGCAAAACUAGAUGAAAUUUUGAAUGGUGCACUUGGAAGUAAAAUUGUAGUAACUACCCGUAGCCAACGUGUUGCUGAGAUUAUGGGUACUGUUGCUGCGUACGACUUAAGUCUUCUGGAUCAAGAGGAUUGUUUAUUACCAAAAUCUACUUUCAAAUUACAAAAUUUGCAAGCUCUGUUUCCCGGUGAUGGAUUAGAAGAGCUGCCCAAAGAUGUGAGGUACAUGAUCAGCCUUAGAAUGUUAUUUCUAGUUACUAAGCAGCAACGGUUGCCAGAAGGUGGGAUUGGGUGCUUGGAAUGUCUUCAAUUUUUAUGCAUUGCUAGCUGUGAAAAUCUUGAAUAUUUGUGCGAAGAUCUGCAAGGUCUUAAAAGCCUUCGAAAAUUGUGUAUUGUUAAAUGUAGAAGCUUGAUCUCUUUGCCACGAAGCAUGAAAUACUUGACUGCACUCGAGUUUUUAACUAUUGCUUAUUGUGGAAAGCUUGAUUUGAUGACAAUGGAGGAAGAGUACGAGGAAGAAAUUAAACCACUUCGCCUUCAAACAGUAAAAUUUGUAGAUUUACCAGCAACAUUAGCAUUACCAGAACAGAUGCUUCAAGGAUCUGCAGACUCCUUACGAACGUUGGUGAUUCUUGGCUGUCCAAACAUUAAAGAAUUACCAGAGUGCGUCGGCAAUCUAAAUAAACUCCAAGAGCUUGUGAUCUGGGAUUGUCCAAGUUUGAGCAGAAGGUGCCAAAGGAGAACGGGAGAAGAUUGGCCCAAGAUCGCUCGUAUCCCUCAAAUUAAUGUUCAAGAUAUUGACAGUGAUGAAGAAACAUCUGAUUAG
Molecule: messenger RNA, 1392 nt
Organism: Dovyalis caffra
Lineage: Eukaryota; Viridiplantae; Streptophyta; Magnoliopsida; Malpighiales; Salicaceae
Source: the annotation of a GenBank genome assembly